AGAUGGGAGUCCACUUAUAAAGAGAAAAUUAAAAUAGAAACAAAAUAAAAAAGAAACCCAAUUAGGAAACUCAGAGCCACGGUUUCACCCCGAAGAACACCAAAAAAAAACCCCCCAAUUUUUUUUUCUCCUCAAAACCCACGCGUUUAAAUCUUUUAUUCUCUUCUGUUCAAACCCUUGAAAUCCCAAAUCUUGGAUCAUCAAUUAUUCAAUUCGAAUCCCUCAAUUUACAGAAUUGUCAAUUUAUUUUUGUGAAUUCCCAUCCUCACGACAAUCUCACCAUUUGAAUUCCCCAUCGCCAUAAAAAAAACCCUAGAUUUCUCUAUCCGGAAUAAACUUUUAUCACCAAAUCGUCAAUUCGAUCUUACCCACUUUGUUUUUCAGGAUUAUAAGAAACCCUAGAACAUCAAAUUCAAUCCUUUUUUUGUCGUUCGUUCAUGGGCACAAUUAAGGUUUGUAGAGAAAACUCAAAGUCCUCCGUGGCCAUCUCAACCUCUGUCCCUGUCACCUCCUCAAGUUCUCGAACCGAGACCGUAAAUGGGUUCCACGAGUUCAAGAUCGACGGCUACUCGCUCGUCAAGGGCAUGGGAAUUGGCAAGUACAUCACUUCUGAUACGUUCAUGGUCGGUGGGUAUGCGUGGGCAAUCUAUUUCUACCCGGACGGCAAGAGCUCCGAGGACAACGCAGCCUACGUAUCGGUUUUCAUAGCUCUGGCGAGCGAAGGUACCGAUGUUAGGGCUUUGUUCGAAUUGACGCUUUUGGAUCAGAGCGAUAAAGGAAGACACAAGGUUCAUAGCCAUUUCGAGAGGACCCUUGAGAGCGGUCCGUAUACGCUUAAAUAUCGAGGAAGCAUGUGGGGUUAUAAACGCUUCUUCAAAAGAACUCUCCUAGAGACGUCAGACUACCUCAAGGAUGAUUGCCUGUACAUUAAAUGCUGUGUUGGUGUUGUUAAAUCGCAUACAGAGGGACCUAAGAUCUAUUCUGUAUCAGUGCCACCUUCUGAUAUUGGUCAGCAGUUUGGAAAGAUUUUAGAAAGUGGGAAGGGAAGUGAUGUGAAUUUUGAAGUUGAUGAAGAAGUGUUUUCUGCCCACAAGUUAGUACUUGCAGCACGCUCCCCAGUGUUCAGGGCGCAACUUUUUGGCCCAUUGAAGGAUAAAAACACUCGGUGCAUAAAAGUUGAAGACAUUGAGGUGCCAGUGUUUAAGGCAUUACUCCACUUUAUAUACUGGGACACAUUACCAGAUAUGGAAGAGCUUGUGGGUUUGAAUUCCAAAUGGGCUUCUACAUUGAUGGCUCAGCAUCUCCUUGCAGCAGCGGAUCGAUAUGCCCUUGAGAGGCUAAGAUUGCUAUGUGAGGCUAAAUUGUGCGAGGAUGUUACCAUAAACACUGUGGCAACAACUUUGGCCUUGGCAGAGCAGCACCAUUGUUUCCAGUUGAAAGACGUAUGUCUCAGAUUCAUUGCAUUGCCUGAAAAUUUAAAAGCUGUGAUGGAAACGGAUGGAUUUGACUACUUGAAGGAGAGCUGCCCUGCUGUCCUCACUGAGCUUCUGAAAUAUGUAGCGAGGGUUGGAGAGCACUCUCCAGUGGUACGUGAAUAUGGAAAGGUCACCUUAUUAGACGGCAGUGAUGUGAACAGAAGACGGGUCAAGCCAAGGUUGUAUUGAUCUUGGAAGAAUCAUGUCAUUGGCCACAACAUCAGGAAAAAAAAAAAAAAAAAAAAAAGGAAGAAGCUUGCUAGGAACUAACAAACUAAUUCAUAUUAAAAAGGAGAAAAAAAAAAAGUUAUUGAUAUGGUUUUCCGGUAUUACUUUUCUUGUCUUAGGAUUUGGUUGUUCUAUCACUUUGUAAACCUCUUUGGAUGCUGUGGUCAAUUUGUGUGCAGUUUUUUGGUGGACUAGAUUUUUGAUUAUUCAUUUUGUAUGGUUAAAUGAAAUGAAAGCUGCAAAGAUUUGACAUCGUUA
Ziziphus jujuba (common jujube) is the source of this 1961-nucleotide messenger RNA. Its product is annotated as BTB/POZ and MATH domain-containing protein 2. The coding region runs from base 438 to 1664 and encodes 408 amino acids. Gene Ontology annotation, molecular function: protein binding. The record is from RefSeq and is a predicted model, not a curated record. Lineage: Eukaryota; Viridiplantae; Streptophyta; Magnoliopsida; Rosales; Rhamnaceae. The transcript is spliced from 4 exons. Gene Ontology annotation, biological process: protein ubiquitination.